Messenger RNA from Talaromyces proteolyticus, 1272 nucleotides. RefSeq names its product putative AMID-like mitochondrial oxidoreductase. Gene Ontology annotation, cellular component: cytoplasm. The coding region runs from base 1 to 1272 and encodes 423 amino acids. Gene Ontology annotation, molecular function: electron-transferring-flavoprotein dehydrogenase activity; flavin adenine dinucleotide binding. NCBI's taxonomy places the organism in Eukaryota, Fungi, Ascomycota, Eurotiomycetes, Eurotiales, Trichocomaceae. The record is from RefSeq and is a predicted model, not a curated record. The transcript is spliced from 2 exons.
AUGAUAAACACACAACUUUCGCAAAUAACUGACAUGAAUCGUGUCUAUCUCAGUGCAUCGGUGGCUGUGAUCCCCUUGGCUGUGUUGUGGGCUGUUCAACGCAGUAGGAGAAUGGAAAUAGCCAAGGUCCCGUCCAAGACCGUGGUCAUAAUUGGCGGCUCCUGGGCGGGAAUCAACGUUGCCCAUGGUUUGUUGAAGCAAGUGCCGAACGUCAAGGUUGUGAUGAUCAAUCCCUCUGAGGACUACUACUUCAAUGUCGCUUCUCCAAGAAUCAUUGCUCGACCAGAGGUUUUUGCUAGAGAGAAGUACAUGUUCCCACUUGCAGAACUGUUUGCAAAGUACCCUAAGGGGGGAAUCGAAAUAAUCAUCGGCAAGGCAACUUCCAUCAAUACCGAGGGCAAAAAGGUAUCGGUCAGGGAGAAUACCUCAGAGCCGUCAAGAGACAUCGCAUACGACUAUCUAGUCAUUGCGUCCGGCAGCACCACCAAGGCAACACUAGGCUUAGACUCGGUCAAGGUGCCCUUCAAGCCUUCAGUGAAUGGUAGCACAGAUGCCGAGAUAAAGAAUGCGCAAGAAACUCUCAAAGCUGCCAAUAGCAUUAUUAUCGGUGGUGCCGGCGCUGUCGGUGUCGAACUAGCCGCCGAAAUCGCACAGGAAAGGCCUAAUGUUGAAGUUACCCUAAUUACACCAACGGACAAGGUGCUUCCAGGUCUUAAAGAUGGACCACGCAAUAAGGCUGGGAAAGUGCUGAAAUCGUUAGGAAUAAAUCUUGUUACUGGUAAUUCAGUACAGUCAGCGCACCAAGACCCCUCGUCUGGAAAAUGGACAGUCACACUAUCUAAUAACAAGACCCUGACCGCCGAUUCCUAUGUUACUGCUGCAGGCGUGGUUCCUAAUAAUGAUUUCAUCCCUAAUACCCUCCUCAACGAGAACGGAUGGGUCGAAGUGGACCAGUAUUUCCACGCCAGCAAGAUCCAAUCCUCCGCCAGUAUCUACGCAGUUGGAGAUAUAACACAGAAUCCCAUGCGGGUUGUUUCGCGGAUGACUGUUCAAGCAGCAGCCGUGGUCAGCAAUUUGAAAGCCGAUAUACUAGGUAAAGGAAAACGCGUCUCUUUUGAUUUCGAUAAACAAGGUGUGAUGAUGGGUGUGCCGCUUGGUAGGUCGGAUGGAACUGGCCAGAUUGGUUCAUUUGUUAUUCCGGGAUUUGUGAUGGCAUUUAUGAAGGGGAGAGAUUAUAUGACUGGCAUGGGGAGGAAAAUGUUGUCUGGUUAA